Messenger RNA from Sphaerodactylus townsendi, 6909 nucleotides. RefSeq names its product anoctamin 6 (gene ANO6). The record is from RefSeq and is a predicted model, not a curated record. The transcript has 21 exons. Gene Ontology annotation, biological process: chloride transmembrane transport; calcium activated phosphatidylserine scrambling; calcium activated phosphatidylcholine scrambling. NCBI's taxonomy places the organism in Eukaryota, Metazoa, Chordata, Lepidosauria, Squamata, Sphaerodactylidae. Gene Ontology annotation, cellular component: plasma membrane. Bases 429 to 3098 code for a protein of 889 amino acids. Gene Ontology annotation, molecular function: protein dimerization activity; chloride channel activity.
GCUGCCUGCGAAAGGUGGAGUUUGUCUGUCUUUCUUUCCUUUCCGGGACGGGAGUCGGCUCAGCUGCCAGGCGGAUUAGAGGCUCAAUCCCUUUUUGUUGAUUUGGAAGAUAGAGUUGCUGGAGUACUCCCAGAUCUUGCACCCGGUCCUUCUGGGGUAAUACAACCCUAUCCAGACUUCUCUACUGCUGCUCCGCCGGGAGUGGGGGUGGUGUCAGUAUCUUCACCAGAACUUUUGCCAACAUGAAUGUGGAGAAUCAGGAUGUGCUGCUCGAGGUGGAACAAGAAAGGGAAGACGACGAAGGGGAGGGAGACGAAGAGGAUGGGGAACUUGGACAUCUUGGUUUCUGUUCAGCCUUGCCAUAACAGCAGAGGGUAGCUCCCAGAGCUCUGUAUGAGAAUCUAAGGCCAAUACAAGUUGGAAACAACAUGGAACAAUUGCCAGUAUUAGAAGAAGUGCAGCAAACUAUUUUCCCCAACUAUGGAACAGCAUCUAACCAGCAAAUUCUUCAUACACCGGAAUGGGCAGAGUUUAAUCAGAACCCUGAAUCCCUGUACUUUAAUGAUGGCCAGAGAAGAAUUGAUUUUAUUUUAGUGUAUGAAGAUGAGAGCAGAAAGGAAAAUCGAAAGAGGAGCUUUAAUAAAAAGCAAAAGAGGAAAAGAGAAGUAUACGAGUCUAACUUGAUAACCCGUGGUUUGCAGCUGGAAGCAACAAGGUCGAUCUUGGAUGAAAAAGUAAUCUUCGUAAAAGUGCAUGCGCCUUGGGAAGUGCUGUGCACGUAUGCAGAGAUUAUGCACAUCCAUCUGCCUCUGCAGCCCAAUGACCUGAAAGUCCAGGACUCUCCAUUUAGCUGGAUUACUAGAUUCUUCAGUGUGAAUGAAAAUAUCAUCAAACCGGAGAAGGAGUUUUUUACCGCUCCAUUUGAAAAUGAACGUUUGUCAGACUUUUACAUUCAGGACAAAAGCACAUUCUUCAGUCCAGCAACAAGAAGUCGUAUAGUUCAUUUUAUUCUCUGUCGUGGGGAAUAUGCAGUAAGAGACAAUGUGAAAAAGUUUGGAAUCAACAAGCUACUGGAUUCUGGGAUCUAUAAAGCAGCCUUUCCACUUCAUGAUUCCAGAUUCAAUCACCAGUCACAGGACCCUAGCUGCCCCAAUGAGCGGUACCUGUUAUAUAGAGAAUGGGCCCAUCCUCGAAACAUUUUCAAAUUGCAACCUUUGCAUUUUAUCAGGAAAUAUUACGGUGAGAAAAUUGGAAUCUACUUUGCUUGGCUGGGUUUCUAUACUCAGAUGUUACUCCUGGCAGCAGUGGUUGGACUUGGAUGCUUUUUGUAUGGGUAUUUUACUAAGGACAACUGCACUUGGAGCCAAGAGGUAUGUGACCCUAACAUAGGUGGCAACAUUAUCAUGUGCCCACAGUGUGAUCAAGAAUGUACUUACUGGAACCUCAACAUCACCUGUGAAUCAUCCAAGAAGCUUUGUAUAUUUGAUAGCUUUGGAACACUGGUGUUUGCAGUAUUUAUGGGAGUAUGGGUUACUUUAUUUCUAGAAUUUUGGAAACGACGGCAGGCUGAGUUGGAAUAUGAAUGGAAUACUGUGGAGUUCUUAGAGCAAGAAGAACAAGUACGCCCAGAGUAUGAAGCAAGAUGUCAUCACAUUGUAGUCAAUGAAAUCACACAGAAAGAAGAGCAUGUCCCAUAUACAACCUGUGGAAAGUGUGUGCGGAUGACCUUCUGUACGAGUGCUGUCCUUUUCUGGAUCUUGCUCAUUAUCGCCUCAGUGAUUGGCAUAAUUGUGUACCGGCUGUCUGUGUUUCUGGUGUUUUCAGCAACACUCCCAAAGCACAUUAAUGGUACAGAAGCAAUCCAGAAGUAUCUAACUCCACAGGCAGCAACUUCAAUCUCUGCCUCAGUCAUCAGCUUCAUAAUCAUUAUGAUUCUGAACAUGAUCUAUGAGAAGGUCGCAAUCAUGAUUACUAACUAUGAACUACCCAGGACGCAGACUGAUUAUGAAAAUAGCCUGACCAUGAAGAUGUUUUUAUUCCAAUUUGUCAACUAUUAUUCUUCAUGUUUCUACAUUGCAUUUUUUAAGGGUAAAUUUGUAGGCUACCCUGGUGACCCGGUUUAUUGGCUUGGAAAAUACAGAAAUGAAGAGUGUGAUCCAGGUGGAUGUCUUCUUGAACUUACAACACAGCUGACAAUAGUAAUGGGAGGGAAAGCAAUCUGGAAUAACAUUCAAGAAGUGCUUCUUCCAUGGUUUAAGAAUCUGAUCGGAAGAUGUUGCACUGCUGCUCGGUCGGAAAUGAUUGUCCCACGCUGGGAACAGGACUACCACCUGCAACCAAUUGGCAAGCUUGGAUUGUUUUAUGAGUAUCUUGAAAUGGUUAUACAGUUUGGAUUUGUGACCUUAUUUGUGGCAUCAUUUCCUCUGGCACCUCUUCUGGCUGUAAUUAACAAUUUGCUGGAAAUACGUGUGGAUGCCUGGAAGAUCACAACACAGUUCAGGCGUAUGAUUCCUCAAAAAGCUCAGGACAUAGGAGCAUGGCAGCCAAUCAUGCAAGGAAUAGCCAUUCUAGCUGUGGUUACAAAUGCAAUGAUCAUUGCUUUUACGUCGGAUAUGAUUCCCCGCCUAGUUUAUUACUGGUCAUUUUCAGUUCCUCCCUAUGGGGAUCACAGCAGUUAUACCAUGAAGGGGUACAUAAACAACACGCUUUCAGUUUUUGCUAUUGCAGACUUUAGAAAUGAAAGCAAGCCAGUCUUUCCAUGGUUUAAGAAUCAAACAACAUGCAGAUACCGGGAUUUUCGAUACCCUCCUGGACAUAAACACCAGUAUGAACACAAUAUCUAUUACUGGCAUGUUAUUGCUGCCAAAUUAUCUUUCAUCAUUGUCAUGGAGCAUCUCAUCUACUUUGUGAAAUUCAUCAUUUCCUAUGCCAUUCCUGAUGUGUCACAUAAAACCAGGAGCAAAAUUAAGCGACAAAAAUAUCUGACACAGAUACUCCUGCAUGAGAAUCCUCUGAAGUCUAUGAAGAAAAAUAUGGGGAACAUCGCCAAUAAAAUAUUCAAAGGAGCAGAUGGCAGUUUCCGGCCUAAAUACGAAUAAAAGCUUUACAAACUGAUGGUGUCUUACCCUGUGGAAUUGCAACUGAGAUGUGAAAGUUUUUACCAGAAAAAAAGAAGAUUUGACCCAAUGUCUUGGUAGAAUAAUGACAAGAAAAGAAGCUAAUAUUUAGAAAUCAGUUUAGCUACUUAUUGUGGACUGAUAAACAUAGGAGAGUUUGAUGUAAAAUUGUGGUCCAUUCUUCACAGCACAAACAAUAGCUCAUUCCGCACAUGCAGAAUAAUGCACUUUCAAACUGCUUUCAGUGCUCUUUGAAGCUGUGCGGAAUGGCAAAAUCCACUUGCAAACAGUUGUGAAAGUGGUUUGAAAACGCAUUAUUUUGCGUGUGUGGAAGGGGCCAAUGUUAAAAAGAGACAAUUGCUUAUUUUCAUUCUGCAUAACCAGAGGCAGUUUCUGGUGUGUUUUCCAGACAGCAAAGACAUCAGAGGAGAAAAGAUACUUUUCCCCACUCAACUGUUUUGUUCUCUGUUCAGUGUCACCCUCAACUUGCGCCCGACAUUUUGUGUGCAGCUAAAGGGAUUCUCCCUGCCACCAUUUGCUGAAAGUUGCCCCAGGACAUUUGCUCUACAGGCUCUGAUCCUAGGCACCUUUUCAGCCCCAAAAGCAUAGUUAUAUUCAACUUGUCCCGCUGAUUCUGGCAAUAUAUAGUUUUCCUUUUUUAAAAAAAUUCAACGAGCUGUCUCUGUAGCUAUGCAGUUACAAAUGUGAGAAUUUUUCCCACUUGAAAGACAGGUCUGCUAUCCAUUAAAAAGUAUUGGGUAGGUCUGCCCUCUGUGGACCAACUUUAGUUUUUUUCUAAAGUGGAUUCCACAUUUUCUAAAGUGGAUUCCAAAAACAGCAGUGUGAAAACAGUGUGAAAUGGUUUAAAAUGAUGUAAAAGGGUUUACACCAUUUUCACACCACUGUUUUUGGGCCACGAAGAAUCCACCUUACUUUACAGAAGAACGAAGUCGAUCCACAGAGGGCAGGUCUACCCAGUGCUUUUCAAUAGGUGGCAAACCCAUCAUCCGAGAAGCUAAGAUUCUCAUAUUUGUGUAGGUGUAGCUAUGGAGAUAGUUCCACAAAAAAAAUUAAAAAGGAAAACUAUAUAUUGCUCAAAUUGGCUGACCAUCUAAGUAUAACUAUGUACUUUUUGGGCUAAGAAGGCACCCAGGAUCGGAGCCUGCAGAGUAAACAUCCUGAGCCAACCUUUAUCAAAUGGUGACAGGGAGAAUCCUUUCAGAUGAACACAAAAUGAUGGGAGCAAGCUGAGGGUGAAACUGACCAGACAGUAAAAUAAUUGGGCUGGAAAAAUAAGUUGCCUCCUGAGCUCUGCAUUCCUCACAGCCAGGCAGGAUAUGUCUUGCAGGUGGCUUGGGGGGAAAGAUGCACUUUCUUUCCCUAACCCCUGGGCUCCCUAGUUUAAACUUUUUCUAGAAAAAAGACACCUUGGUCAGAAAUAAGGCAUCUUGAGGACAUCUUGGGGAAAAAUAUGUGCAGAAUUCCUUCCCUAGAUACCUUUUUUAAGGUCAUCAGGAGGUCUUAUUUGUGCUGUGCAGAAAACAGGCCUGUGAAUUGUGCCUUCCAAUUCUAGGUCAUUUGAUGUGAUAUUUAGAAACUGAGACUUAAAAAUGGUACCAAUUCAGUGAACAGAUUUUGAGUACCUUGAUCACUUUAUCCAAUUUAUUAAUAGCCCUAUGCAGACAAUAAAUCUGGAAAUAAAUGUUCAUGGGGUGGGGAAGCUCUGGAUUGUGCCUACUUGUUCAUCCUCCACCUUCAUACCUUAUAGAUCCCUGUACUCAGAUCUGAAGUAUGUUGAGUGUACAUGAGCAUACCUACUGGAAAAAUUAUGAUCACUACAUGGAAUUGGGGUAGGGCCAGCGGACAUGGGCUGGAGUGUCUUCAGUGGAUGCGUAUGAAAAUACAGACAUUUUAUUCCUUAAAAGGACUGAUUUAAAGAUAUUCUCUUACAACUGAAGGCUAAACUUGGGGUGCACUGUCAUCACCACUGCAGAAGGCUACACUGAGAAGCAUCUCAGUAAGCAAAUGUUUAGUUUGGCCCACACAUACUGAAGUCCCUCUGGCUUUCCUCAUAUGACUUCAUCCACAACACAAGGACAUUUUUUUAUUUAAACCAGCUAGGAGUUUGGGACAGCUGUAGUGGUUCUUGAAAAUUAGAGGAAAAUGCAGCCACAAUCACUGGAACAGUGGCUGAACACUGGAACAGUCUCUGUGAACCACUCCAGGAUUUUCAGACUCUCCCUUUCAACUGCAUUCUUGCUUGCUGUUUCCACUAUAAAUAAGCUGAGAAGUGGGGGUUUUCCAUAGAGCCACAGACUCCAAAGGUUUAACUGAAAAUUCAGUUCAGAAUCUGGGACUGCAAAGAUGUACAGCACUGACUUCGAUGAUUUGUAAGCUAUGUAAAACCUUUGGAUUGGCCAACUGAUGUAAAUACUAGUAACAUAACCCUAUGUCUUUGGUAGAGUAAUGCAGUACAGUAAAUUCAACUUGCUUUAUUUCAGGCUUUAUUUCUAGAGAAACAAUUUGCUUCAUGGAUUUUGAUCUGGAGAAUAUCAAUUACAUUUUUAUUUCACUUUUCUUCCACAAAGCUCGUGCUUGUGUACCUGGUUCCCAUUUAAUCUUUACUAAAACUCUGAAAAGUAGGUUAGGCUAUAUGAGUGUGAAUGGCACAGGGCACUCAGGCAACAUCAUGUCUGAAUUGGAUAUUGAAUCUACUUGGAGACCAAAACACCUGUUUGUCAUCAUAGCUGGCCUAUCGUGCAGGUCUCAAUUUGAUAUGAUCAUGCACUGCCCCAACCUGACCUUAACAUAUAAUAGCACCCACCCAACAGGAAGGGUUGCAACUUGAAGGGAACAUCAACACUACUUUCACAGGCAUGCAGAAGUACUCUGUGUAGCUUCUGGAUCUUGGCCUUUUUCUCUAAUUAAUGGGAUCCACUGUACAUGAUACAGAGAAAGAAAGAGAGAUUAUAUGUAUGUGUGUCUGUACAAAAUUCCCAUAUUCUGAAGAGAUCCACAUGGUCUAUUCUUUUGAUUUCUGAUUCAUAAGAAACAAAUACUUCCAGUGGGAUGAGCUGAUUGCUGUGCCACUACAGAGUAGUCUGCCAUUAAUUAAAAAACCGUGGUUUUCAGCACAUUAGAAAUAUUGGGUAAUGCCUUCAAAUUAACUCUGUGCAAAAUUCUAUCUGAUCUCAUAAAGAUCCUGAAUAGAUAAUCAGUCAGUUUCAGAUUACAUCUAACAUACAUCUUUAUUAAAGUGCUUUUCCAAAGUAAUAGACAAAUGUAUAUAUGAUGACAAUGUACACUAUCAUUGGGACCACUGACAUAGAACCAUACUAAACAGAGUUAUUUCCUUCUAAGCCCAUUAACUUCCAAUGGAUUUAAUAGGAUGUCAUUCUGUUAACUUACUUAUGAGUAGGAUCCAUUGAUCCACUAGUAUUUACUCACAUUUUAUUAUGUACAGUAUCGAUGACAAUAUAUGAUAUAUAUGUACCAAGAAGUACCAAAACUGUUUAUUCAUACAAAAUUAUUAUAAACUUCAGAAUUGUGAAGCUAUGUAACCUAUUGAUGGAGUGCCAUUUUGUUUUAAUUAUGGUAAGGGAAAAGAAUCUCAAUAGGCAAUACUUAAAAAUAUUCUCUAUUUUUAAUUUGUUAUAGUCCCUCCAUUUCCAGACUAUAUUUUGCUAUGGUCAUAUGGAUUACUUCUGUGAGGUCUGGUUUUUGGAAUGCUGAGAAGCAGAAAUCAGAGAUCCAAUCUAGCAACCAGACUAGAAAUAAAAUGACUUUGUAUCCA